GUUGGAGCGGGGCACGCUUAUGCUUUUUUCUCGUUCUUCGCCCUCUCUGUUUGCCGUUGAACCCCGCUUUCCUUUGAACCUUUUAUAACAUGGGAGGAACAAUCGCUCUGCUAGAUUUUGCGCUUGCUGGUCUUGGGAUAUGGUUGGCAAAGAGAUUACUUGCUAAGAAGCCCGCCGCUCCCUUGCCGCCUGGUCCGAAGCCUCUCCCAAUCAUAGGAAAUGUCACCGAUUUGCCCAAGACGCAGGAAUGGUUGACUUUUGCUGGGUGGGGCAAACAGUACGGGGGUAUCAUCUAUGUCGAUGCGCUGGGUCAACCUAUGAUGAUUGUUAACGACGCGAAGAUCGCCUUCGAGAUGCUUGACAAGAAGAGCGCCAUCUACAGCGACCGUCCUGUUCUCAUCAUGGCCAGUAUCCUUACAGGUUGGAAGAACACCCUCGCCCUCAGUCCGUACGGGCAUCGUUUCCGCGAGUACAGAAAGCAUCUGUUUCGCCUCAUGGGCUCCCGCGCGAACGUCGAGCCGCAGAUCGACCUGAUAGAGACCCAGACACAUAGCUUCUUGAAGAUGACUCUUGCAAAGCCCGAGGCUGUUUCAAUGAACAUCCGGAAAUCUACUGGCGCUAUUAUUCUCUACAUGGUAUAUGGCUAUAAGGUGAAGGAGGAAACUGAUGAGCUGGUCGCUCUCGUGGACCUCGCCACAGAUCAAUUCUCUCAAAUGUCUGCUCCUGGUGCAUAUCUCGUUGACGUGUUUCCUGCCCUCCAAUACAUGCCAACGUUCAUCACACCAUUCAAACAGAGGGCGGUUGCCUGGAAAAAAACGCUCUGCGAUAUGGCUGAUCUUCCGUUCAACUUGGUGAAGGCCAACAUGGCUAAGGGCACGGCAGAGUCUUCGUUCAGCUCCAACCUACUAGAUUCUAAGCAACUCACCCCAGAGGAGGAGGACAUAGUCAAAUGGUCUGCCGCUUCUCUCUACGGUGGAGGAGCUGAUACGUCUGUCUCCUCGGUAUACUCUUUCUUCUUGGCCAUGACGCUGUUCCCGAAUGUCCAGAAGAAGGCUCAGGCCGAAAUUGAUGCGGUCAUCGGUCACGAAAGGCUCCCUACUCAUGCUGACCGUGAACGCCUCCCGUACGUCAAUGCUUUGGUCACUGAAGUACUUCGGUGGAAUCCUGUGGCUCCUCUCGGCGUUCCUCAUCGUGUAAUGGAGGACGAUAUUCACGACGGUUACUUCAUCCCUAAGGGCACAAUAAUCAUUGCUAAUCUCUGGAACAUGCUCCAUGAGCCAGAACGUUAUCCAAACCCCCUGGAAUUCUCACCUGAACGUUUCCUUGACCAAAAUCCACAGGAAGACCCCCGUACAAUGUGCUUCGGCUUUGGACGCCGCAUCUGUCCAGGCCUUCAGCUCGCUGACGUCUCCGUGUGGAUCUCCUGCGCUAUGUCCCUUGCUGUUUUCGACAUCACGAAGAAGCUGGACGAGAAUGGCAUUCCUAUUGUGCCAGUCCCUAAGUACACCGAUGGUACUAUCAGUCACCCUGAGCCAUUCAAAUGCAUAAUCAAGCCACGUUCGACAAAGGCUGAGGAACUUAUCCUCCUUGAGCACUAAAUAUUUCGCCUUUGAAUAAUCAUAUGUCUUCCCUUUAUCAUUGACUCGUUAACCCCUCCCCUCUCUUCUCUUUCCUCACCUAUCAUUUGACACUUCAACUUUU
This is a messenger RNA of Stereum hirsutum FP-91666 SS1, 1701 nucleotides long. RefSeq names its product cytochrome P450. Bases 90 to 1598 code for a protein of 502 amino acids. The transcript is spliced from 12 exons. The record is from RefSeq and is a predicted model, not a curated record. NCBI's taxonomy places the organism in Eukaryota, Fungi, Basidiomycota, Agaricomycetes, Russulales, Stereaceae. Gene Ontology annotation, molecular function: oxidoreductase activity, acting on paired donors, with incorporation or reduction of molecular oxygen; iron ion binding; heme binding.